This is a messenger RNA of Eupeodes corollae, 1422 nucleotides long. Its product is annotated as protein phosphatase 1 regulatory subunit 36-like. Gene Ontology annotation, molecular function: phosphatase binding. The transcript has a single exon. NCBI's taxonomy places the organism in Eukaryota, Metazoa, Arthropoda, Insecta, Diptera, Syrphidae. The coding region runs from base 39 to 1415 and encodes 458 amino acids. Gene Ontology annotation, biological process: negative regulation of phosphatase activity. The record is from RefSeq and is a predicted model, not a curated record.
AGCAAUUAAUUCAAUUUCAAAAAUUAAUAUUUCUCGUCAUGAUUCCAAUUUAUAAGGACCGUGUAGUACCAAAAUUUACAACCGGAAUAUGGUCUUGGAACACCGCCAAGGAGAAGCCUAAUUUCUUGUCAUGGGAAGGAAAAAACGUGGAACAUGAACACAACGUUCAAUCAUCAAGUGGAUACAAAUUCAAAGCAUUCAUCAAUCAAAUGGAAGAAGUUAUAUUCCGAGACGAAUUUGCCAACAUAUCUGAAAACACAGAUGAGGCUGAAAUAGUUCGAAUUGAAGACAUCAAGAAUCUAGUUUUGUUUCUGGCUCCAUCCGAAUUUAUUACGAAUAAAUUUAUAACCUUCAUACACAACAAGACAGUUGAUAAAUUUUUUAAUGCUUUGAUAAUUUAUUUUGAGCAUUUUCUUCGCCUUGUCGAAUUCAUUCUAAUUCGACGAGAUGAAGUUUCCGGAGAGACAACAGCUCAAGUUCAGAGUACCGAAAGUGCAAAAAUCAAACGGAUUUACUCAGAGCACCUCUCUCAGUAUCGUAUAAUUCUUGCUCGAGAGUAUAGUGAGAUAGUUAUGGGAAGUGGAGAAAUGGCCCCGUUUUAUCAUCUCAAUACACUUGUGAAAAUAUCAAAAACUCAUGUAGACCGAUGCCUAUAUGAGAUGCUAUUGGCUUUUUCAACACAAUUAGUUUGGAUAGCUCACAGUCGAAGGGCUUACGAAACUAUUGAUUGUGAAAUGAAUCGACUCUUUCGAUCGGAUCACUUUAAGUUAAAUCGAAAGGAUCCGAUUGACUUUAGCUACGUGGAAGAGGACCUACUCUAUGGCUAUAAUAACAAACGAGUCAACUUUCGACGACAGAAUUCUCCAUUGAUCCAAGAAUUACGCAAUGUAUCUCGACAAAAUUUGCCAAUUUUAUGGAUUGGCGAGAAGAAAUAUCGCGGGAAUGAUCUGCGAAUGCAACAAAUCGAAAUGGAAUUGAUCCUUCCCGACAGUGAUCUUUGUUUGAUCGAUAUUAAACAUGGAAUUUUAGGCAAUCCAAAGUCCUUAUUCAAUACAAUGUUUGAGGUUGAUGCUGGACCAAUGAGAAUACGUGGACAUUCGGAAAAUUAUGAUCCAUAUUUUAUGGUAAGACAACCUUAUUUGGAAAUUCCAAACCUUGAUGAAAUCCGAGUGAGGAGCAAAGAGCAUUUGGAAUCAUACUUUGACUUCAAAGAUAGAAGAUUUCAAUAUGUUAAGAAAAUGUUCAUCAAAUGGAAACGGCGUGACAAAAUUAUAGAGAACUAUAUGAGUGGAGGACAGGCGAUGGAUGUUGUCGAGAGAUACAAACGUGAAUUUGCUGUGACUAAGGUGCCAACUUUGAAUAUCGCUAGUAUAACCCAAGCAUUCAUUGCUAAGAGAUUAUUGAGAAAAAAAUAAAUACCUA